Molecule: messenger RNA, 3255 nt
Organism: Psammomys obesus (fat sand rat)
Lineage: Eukaryota; Metazoa; Chordata; Mammalia; Rodentia; Muridae
Gene: Mob3a
Product: MOB kinase activator 3A
Exons: 5
Coding region: 417-1070 (217 amino acids)
Biological process (GO): positive regulation of protein phosphorylation; signal transduction
Cellular component (GO): nucleus; cytoplasm
Molecular function (GO): protein kinase activator activity
Source: RefSeq, a predicted model, not a curated record
AGCUCGGCCGCCACGCCUCCGUGCGGGCCCUGCUCCUUUAAGGGAAGAAUCCGGCCCGCGGGCGCGGCCGGGAGGGGCUGGCGGCGUGUCCCUCCGCGGGCGUGUCCCUCUCGGGCGCGGCCCACAGCCAGGCGAGCGGCGGUCCGUACGGACGGUGGCGGUCCUCAGGCCAGAAAGGGAGGAAGAGGAGUGUGUGGGUGCUGGGGUAGAAGAGAGGCUCAGCUCACCUCAUGACCUUGCAGAAGGUUCUAAGUGUCUGUCACGUCCUCUUCAUCAGUGGGACAGAGAAGAGGCCCCGAGGUGCUGGCAUCCAGUUCUGAGUGGCUGUCAGAAGUUCCCUAAGAGGACCCGAGAGGAGGCCUCCAGGUGACAGUUGCCAAUCUCGCUGCCCAUUCUGAGGUUCAGGUGCCACUAAGAUGUCCAACCCUUUCCUGAAGCAAGUGUUCAACAAGGACAAGACAUUCAGGCCCAAGCGCAAGUUUGAGCCCGGCACUCAGCGCUUCGAGCUCCACAAGCGUGCGCAGGCGUCGCUGAACGCUGGGCUGGACCUGCGGCUGGCCGUGCAGCUGCCCCCCGGCGAGGACCUCCACGACUGGGUGGCCGUGCACGUGGUGGACUUCUUCAACCGUGUCAACCUCAUCUACGGCACCAUCAGCGACGGCUGCACCGAGCAGUCCUGCCCGGUCAUGUCCGGGGGCCCCAAGUACGAGUACCGCUGGCAGGACGAGCAGCGCUUCCGGAAGCCCACGGCGCUGUCGGCGCCCCGCUACAUGGACCUGCUCAUGGACUGGAUCGAGGUGCAGAUCAACAACGAGGACAUCUUCCCCACCAACGUCGGCACACCGUUCCCCAAGAACUUCCUGCAGGCAGUGCGCAAGAUCCUGUCUCGGCUGUUCCGUGUGUUCGUCCACGUCUACAUCCACCACUUUGACCGCAUCGCGCAGAUGGGCUCAGAAGCGCACGUCAACACCUGCUACAAGCACUUCUACUACUUCGUCACCGAGUUCGGCCUCAUCGACCCCAAGGAGCUGGAGCCCCUGAAGGAGAUGACCUCACGGAUGUGUCACUGAGGGCCCCUCCGGCCGCCAAGGCUCAGGGACAUAGCCCGGAAGUCUGUGCCAGCUCUGUGCAGCCUGUCUCCACGGCAUCACUCCCUCAGCCACAGAGGAGCAGCGGGACCCUGGCUUCCUCCCCCCUUGGUGACUGUGAGCCCUCCGACUCUAACCUGUCCCCUGGCCUGCCUCCAGGGGCUGAACUGGAAUUCUGGACACUGUGUGCUUUCAGCCCCUGGGUUUACACUGUGUUUGUGCCACAGCCUCUGGCACGAGGUGCGAUCUGGAGCCAUUGCCACCCAUCCCUUGUCCCUUCUCUGUCUGUUCGCCCUUGAGGCCAUGACCUUGGUACGUGUGGCCAGUGCUUCUGUCACUCGCCAGCCUGGAAGGGGAGGUGGCACCGAUCUUCUGUUUAGAGUCACAUCAUGUGUGGGUGACCAUGUGGGCAGCCGUCAUACCUCCAAAGAUAUGCCAACAUGCCAGCCCUCCUUGCCCAGUCCUGCUGGGCGUAUCUCUCCAGCACCCCAGGGUGAGAGUCCCAGCAGCGAGUGUCUGAAGGGUCUCUGCGGGUCAGGGAGGAGACACACACUGCAUGCCUGGGAUCCCAGGCCACCCUGACCUACACACUGAGGGCCAGGCCAGCCAGGCUCCAUAACAGGACUGUCUUUAAAAAAAGUAAAGCCAGGCACAGUGUUGUAUAUCUGCAAUCAUAGCACUUAGGAGGCAGAUGCAUGCGGAUCUCUGUGAGUUCAAGGCCAGCCUGGUCUAGAAAAAUGAGUCCAGGACAGCCAGGGCUACACAGAGAAAGUCUGUCUGGGGGGAAAAAAUGGGGGGAUUACAGUGGUGGCACAUGCCUGUAAUUCCAGCACUAGAGAGGAAGAGGUGGGGGAGGGGGCCUCUGAGUUAGAGGCCAGCUGCAAGUUCCAGGACAGCCAGGGCUACACAGAGAAACCGUGUUGCAAAACAAACCAAGGGACAGCUCAGUGGGAAAGUGUUUGCUGCAUAGCCCUGAGUACACACAUCCGACCCUGCACCACGGAAAGCCAGGUGGUGACACUUGCAAGUCCAGCCUCAGAGAGGCGGACCUGGGUUCGCUGGGGGCCAGAGAGAGUGAGGGAAAGGCAACCACGGUCCACCCCUGACUUUCAGGUGUGUCUGCACAAACACACACAAGCCAAUUCUGUCCUGGAGAUCGCUGUCUCCUUUUAUUUCUUUUUACAUUGUUGGUUUUGAUUUUUAAACAGGGUUUCAUUGUGUAGCUCUGAUUGCCCUGGAACUUACCAUGUAGCCCAGGCUGGUUUCGAACUCACAGAGAUACUCCUGCCUCUGCCUCUCAAGUGUUCAGUUAAAGCAUAUAAAGUAAGACACCACAUCCAGUCCAUUCAGAGAAAAAUGUUUUGUUUUUUUUUGUUUUGUUUUUUUUUUUGCAAAACAAGGUUUUGAGACAGGAGACCUGUGUAGCCCUGGCUGUCCUGGGAUUCAUUUUUUAGACCAAGCUGGCGUCAAACUUAAAGAUCUGCCUGCAUCUGCCGUCUGAGUGCUGGGACUCAAGACCUGCAUCACCACACCCAGCCCACCUGGAGGUUUUAGAGAAAAUCUGUAACCACUUUCUAGUGGCUGCCCUCUGGGGAACAGUGUCCAGCGCGUCCUGGGAUCCGCUGAUUAAUUCUCAUGUGGCUUCCACUAGGCGCUGGAUGUGGAGUUCCCUGGAGGGUGGCAGCAGGGACAUUUCCUUCUUCAGUGGCAGCCUAUUGUGUAGCAAAACUUUGUGCGUGACCCCUGUGGAGCACAGGACCAAACUGCAGCAGACCGCUCUGCCAUGCCAUGGAGGGUGGAACGGGGCGUGAUGUCCCUGCGCCAGCCUUUGACCCUCUUGGCCCUUCCCUUGAGACCCCUGCACUGUGAAAAGCCCCGGUUGUUUUCCCCGUGUGCAAGGCUGCCACUGAACUAAGUACAGUUAACAAAAUGUCCAUGCCUGAGCCCGAAGCCUAAGAGGUACCCCUGGGGCCCUCCAGAAGCCACUGCGCCCAGUGCUCCGGCCCUGGAGAAACCCGGGGACCAGCCCUCUUAGGCUUGACUGAAUGUAUCUCACCUGCAAGACUUGGCCACUGUGGGGAAUGCCAGCAGCCCAGGGAGGGGUCCGCCCGCCUCUCCACACCACAGCCCUGCAAGCCUUUAUUCUUAAAUAAAGUGGUCCUCUUAA